AUGUUAAGUCAAGUUAAAGCUGCUGAACCAAAAUGUGAAGCGGUAACUCUUACACAUGUUACUUUAGAUAAAAUCAGCACAGAUGAAAAUCCAUUGGAAAAUGUAAAGACAUUAUUGAGUCCAAUUAUUUUCAUCAUUAAAUCAAUUUAUACUAUAGUAUCAUACAUAAUUUCAUUCAUUCUUUAUGUCUUAAGUCCAGUUUUUUGGAUAUUGGAAGGUUUAUUUAAUGUAUUUAUUCUAACACCUUAUACUAUUACGCAGAAAAUAUAUUCAUAUUUUUAUCCAUUAUUUAUGUUUUUGGUCAUUGCAUCUAUUUUUGGGAUCCUUGUCGGUGGUAUGGCAGGAUGGUUUUCAGAAGUCAUUGCUGGAGUGUUGACUACUCCUGUAAGAAAUGAAUUAUCUUAUGUCGAACAGGAAGAUGAAAGAACGAGAACAGACAAAUUGAAAAGACGUGCUCAAGUUUUAGCAAAUAUGAGGGCAAGAAAUGGUGGAAGAAUGCCCGAUGAGUUUUAUGAAAGAUAUAUGAGCGCUCAAAAUAGACAAGGAACGAUACAACGAGGACAAAGUUUUCCUUAUCAACAAAACAAUAAUAUGGAUUACAAAGGUUAUACUGGUAUAGGAGAAGAUUAA
Funneliformis geosporum is the source of this 630-nucleotide messenger RNA. Lineage: Eukaryota; Fungi; Glomeromycota; Glomeromycetes; Glomerales; Glomeraceae. The record is from the annotation of a GenBank genome assembly.